This is a messenger RNA of Dibothriocephalus latus, 234 nucleotides long. Lineage: Eukaryota; Metazoa; Platyhelminthes; Cestoda; Diphyllobothriidea; Diphyllobothriidae. The record is from the annotation of a GenBank genome assembly.
GCGGGAGCGCGGGACUCGCUGUCCAAGGCCAACAGCAUGUUGCGCUGCCAACUGGCGGAUUUCAUUCGGACAGUGGGCGGAGUGUACGUAAAAAGUAGCACCUCCGCCUCCGCCGCCUCUUCUGACCCCGCCACUGGUAUGGCAGCAGAGCGCAAAAACAUUGCCUCGACUUGGCCACUGCCGACGCAGUCCUACUGUUGCACGGAUGACGGCCUUUCCGUGUGGAAUGAGUGA